Sander lucioperca (pikeperch) is the source of this 4620-nucleotide messenger RNA. RefSeq names its product par-6 partitioning defective 6 homolog beta (C. elegans) (gene pard6b). Gene Ontology annotation, molecular function: protein kinase C binding. The transcript has 3 exons. The record is from RefSeq and is a predicted model, not a curated record. Gene Ontology annotation, biological process: establishment or maintenance of cell polarity; centrosome cycle; regulation of cellular localization. Bases 328 to 1548 code for a protein of 406 amino acids. NCBI's taxonomy places the organism in Eukaryota, Metazoa, Chordata, Actinopteri, Perciformes, Percidae. Gene Ontology annotation, cellular component: cell cortex; nucleus; apical plasma membrane.
CUCAGCGAGAGGGAGGGAGGUAGAGAGUCAUGGAUAGAGGUAGCCCGAUGAUAGACACAUAGUAGUGGUGUAGCUACAUUGGCAGCGGCAACUAUGAGAGGAGAUAAGUUUACAGGGUGAGCUAGGCUGGUUGGCAGCCGUUGUCGCAUUCUUUGAAAAAAAACGCAAACCGUUGGACGUCGAGAAGUCGUGGGACAGUCCGUGUUACUGGAAAAAUAACUGGUGGAUACAGGUUUGGGGAUACAGCACAGCAGCGGCAGCAGCAGCAGCAGCAGCAGCAGGGCGAGUGUCUGAGUGCUUUGGCGGCGGUCCCGCUGCUAGCGAAACAUGAACAAAAACCACCGAGUGCCGAGCAACCGUUCUCUGAGUGCCGUGGAGGUGAAGAGCAAGUUUGGUGCAGAGUUUCGUCGGUUCUCGCUGGAUCGGUCGAAGCCGGGCCGCUUUGAUGAGUUCUACGGCCUCCUGCAGCACGUGCAUCGCAUCCCCAAUGUGGAGUUGUUGGUGGGAUAUGCUGAUGUACAUGGCGACCUGCUGCCCAUCAACAAUGAUGAUAACUACCACAAAGCCAUCUCCACUGCCAGCCCUCUACUCAGACUGUUCCUGCAGAGGAAAGAGGAAGCUGAUUACACGUUUGGUACCAACUCGCUGACCAGGAAGAAAAACACGGUGCUUUCGGCCGUUCUUCUGCGGCCUGACCCCAACAGGAAGAAACCACCAGUGAUCAUUAGCCUUCCGAGGGACUUCCGCCCCGUCUCCUCCAUCAUCGAUGUGGACAUCCUCCCUGAGACGCACCGACGUGUUCGUCUGUACAAGCACGGCCAGGAAAAGCCGUUGGGCUUCUACAUCCGCGAUGGCUCCAGCGUACGGGUCACUCCACAGGGCCUGGAGAAGGUUCCGGGGAUAUUCAUCUCUCGCAUGGUGCCUGGCGGGCUGGCGGAGAGCACCGGCCUGCUGGCAGUCAACGAUGAGGUGCUGGAGGUGAACGGUAUCGAGGUGGCUGGGAAGUCUUUGGACCAGGUGACGGACAUGAUGAUCGCCAACAGUCACAACCUCAUCAUCACCGUGAAGCCUGCCAACCAGCGGAACAAUGUUGUUCGCAGCGGAGGAGGAGGAGGAGGCGCGGCGUCUGGGAGCUCAGGACGCUCGUCAGACAGCGGUGCCAGCUACUAUGGCUACUCGUCGCACGGUGGGGUUGGUGCCCCGGCCUCCAUGCCGUCGCACAUCAUCCAGAACUUCCCUGUCGGGGAGCUGGAGAGCGACGAGGACGACGAAGACCUGGUGAUUGAAGCAGGCGGGGAGGCUGAGCCCAUCAGACGCGCCUCGUCCAACUAUAGCAUGCCCUCGCUGCUUCGCUACGAACCGCACCUCAACCUCCGCGUUGCCGCCACCUCCACCUCCACCUCCACCCUCUCUAUCAACGCCAAUGGAACCCUGCCAGCCAGCGGCAGCAGUGGAUCACUAAGCAACGCCAUUUCGACCACGCCGUCCCUAGACAGAGCAAUUGAAAGGCGAAGUCUGGAGGAGGACGGCACUGUUAUAACUCUGUAGGCUGGGCAUUCACAAACUUAACACUGGAAACCAGAUCGUCAAAUUGGAUCAGCUAAUCAAACGUUGGGGACAUCCUGUACCAUCAUACAGCGACUACACCUGAGAAGCACAAUGAAAAGUGUACAUAUUAAAUCUCAACAUGACACUGGCACGUACAUGUUUGUGCAUCCUAACAUUUUCACGUCAAACACUGCACUCCAUACGUAUCUCUCCAGUACAUGCCAAUGACCACGCAUGUGUGCCAUAGCGGUGACACCCCCCCCCCAAUUCUGCAGGCACAAAAAUGUCAGACAAAGAAGUGUAAUUUGAUGCUCCCUUACCCUUCACUUAAUUUGUAAAACACUGCAAGCACUUGUUUUUUUAACCUGGAAACUGUUGUUACGCUGAGCUUCCACAAGAGGCCAGACAUGAGACACCCCGUCAUCAGUCCCGUAAGUAGAUGAAGGUAGAAGUCCUGUGAACAAGUUAACCCCCCCCCAAUAACAAACACACACUGGAGCAGGAUUUUAGUUCAAGCAUUUGUUGACAAUCUGUGAUUGUUUAUUUUUUUUGCCUUGUCACCCCACCCCUGCACCCCAUUAAGACCACCUCCCUUCCCCCAGGUGGCCACAGCACGCAAUUGAAAAACAGUUGUGGUACUUUCCACACAACGUAGUACCACAACAAUCGACCAAGUGCUGAGAUCUGCAAUAAUACUGUAGUUUUUAUUCAAGGACAAACCACCUAAACAACAAGUCUGGGUACUUUGUAUUGGCUCAGAUGCUUUUAACCACUGUUAGCUGUUUUUUUCUUUUUUUUACCUGCUGAUAAUGAAAGGUUGAUGAUUUUGAUAAUUCUUGGGAGCAACUUGUCUCUUUUAAAAUCCCUUUACCAUUGGGCCUGUGUUUUAUAUAUUUUGUUUUUAAUUUUAUUAUUACUUUAUUUUUUACAAUACUUGUACCUCACAAGUGACUGUAUGACCAGAUUCCAUCUGUUGCAAGUCACUCCAGAAAAUUGCUCCUAACUGGGAAUGGGACAUCUUAGAUUGAAUUAAUUUCCCUCUCAUAUUUCCUUCAUAUUGCACUCUCUCUCCUUUCCACGACUAGGGCUAUUUCCCCUGCCGCCUGUGUAAACAUGACCAAUGUAAAUGUGAUUUCAUAUUUUUUCUGGAUCACGUCUCAAUAUAUCUCAUCUCAGUGCUGCACAAUCUAUUGCUGUUUGUUUUUUUCCCCCAGAGUUCACUUGAAUGUGUCCCGAGACAUUCACAUAUGAGAAGGGUUCUUUCCAGUAUUUAUGCACCACUUCCUUUUUGUAUCUUCAUUCUCACUGGAUUCAGUUAAUGACACAUUAGGAGAGAAUGUAACGCAAAACAACUGUAUUCAGAAUGCUACUAAAUCUUGACUUUGGGCCUAAAUGGCUGAUCAGUAGCUGGGCUGUAACACUGAGCAAAUACAACCACAUCAUUGAGAUGAAAUGAAAUGAGUGAUACUUCCAGUGACCGCCUGUUAUCUCAAAAUAAGCCUGGGUGAGAUUGAGUCAUAUUUAAACAAACACAAAACUGCUUCACGUACUGUAUUUAAUAAAGGCGAGGCAGUCUGUCUUUUGUACAGUAUGUCUUGACUCUGAUCUGUAUUUGCCUUUUCCAUCGAAGCUGUUACGAACUGCCUCUCAGCAAAAACUUGACUGACAGAUUAGGCCUGAAUUUAAAAAAUAAAAAAAUGAAUUGUUGUGUUUCUUAUUUUAAGCUGCAGUGGGGGGGGGGGGGGACUCCCAAAAUUUGUGAUUUUGGGCUGUAUAAAUAGAAUUGACUUGACUUACAUUUUUUAGUAGUGGAGUUAAUCUGAAUUCAAACACAUUUCCAUAGUGCAGCUUUAAAUUGGAUCGUAUUUUUGCACUUAAACUUAACUCCCUCAGAAAUGCAAACCCCUGAUCACAUGCCAUGAAACGUUCUCCACAGAAAGAAGGAAUUCUGUUUUAGUUCCUGUUCUUGAAGCGAAUCCAUAACAUUUAUUGGAAUAUAAUAUACCUACACAUUAACCUUAGAGGCUGCUGCUAACUGCCUCCCUGAAGUGAGAGCAGAUGUCUAUUAUUUCUCUUAUUGAUUUUAAGCAUUUGCUCUCUUGUUCAAAGUGAUUUUUUUUUUUUUCCUCACUCGCUAAAACAUGGUGGACACACACACACACACACACACACACACCCUCUCGAUAAUGAUUAUUGGCGUCCUCUGAACCUAUGUGCACUUGUAAUGAAACAGAACAGUACAUUCAUACAGAUCGCGAUUACACUAAUGUUCAUCAUUUCUAGUUCUGUUUAUUGCUUGAAUAUUUGAUAUGAGACGGUGAAUAUCUAUGAUUGGAUAUUCACUGUUGGGUAUGAGCAUCCACUAUUGUGUUUCAAGCUGUAUGUGUAAGGUACUGUCUGCUGAUGGGAUUCUGUCUUCUUUCAUUCAACAGUAAUGAAUGGUACUCUGAACUUUGAGAAAUCAAUGUUAAUUUAUUUUCUUAAUUUCUAACUUUACCACAGGACACUGGGAUUGUAACCACAGUUAUUUAUUCUCUAAUCAUGCAUCUGCAUUUUUUUCUUUCUUUGUACAAAUUGUAUGACUUUAUUUUUUAUAAGUGAAUGUUUUUGUUUAUUUGUGAUUGUUGUUUUGGUCAUAAAUCUCAUGUUAUUUCCCAAUAGGAGAUGAUUUCACUAGGUGAUUUUUACUGUUCUGGCUAAAGCAACAGGAGAAUCUGUGCAAGACGUGACACUAUUAUUUUUUCCAUACUGUGAAUUAUCAAUAAUAUUUUGUGGAAGAGAAACAGUUGUAUUAGCACAACCUCAAAACAGGCUACUUGUUUUGCUUUGAGUCAGAUUUUUUUUUUUUAAAGCGAUCGAGCAAUGAUUUUUGCUUGCCAGAUAAAUCCUACGGUAUAGAUUUGUAAUGAAGAUUGUCAGUAUUUUCAUAUCAAUGCUAUAUAUGAUGUACAUUUUUAUCACACUUAAUGAAAAUCUUUUAAGAUUCAACUGGAUGCGUAUGAAUAAAUAGAUGUACACCUGUAAUUGCUGAUUGGAGGAGCUGGAUAAAAUAAACUAAUAUGUAGCAAUCUU